This is a messenger RNA of Chironomus riparius, 1002 nucleotides long. The record is from the annotation of a GenBank genome assembly. NCBI's taxonomy places the organism in Eukaryota, Metazoa, Arthropoda, Insecta, Diptera, Chironomidae.
AUGAUCAUACUCGACACAAAUUUCAAGGUCUUUCGCGGGACUCCACCGUGUGGAAAGAUGACGCAUAUUUCUUCAGAUGAAGACGGGGAUUUUUCAAAGGUACCGUACAGAUUCGAUUAUUCAGGCGGUGUUGUUGUAAAUAAUAAAGUAUACAGCAUCUCAAGAUAUUGCUUUGCAGAAUCAAACAAUGACUGGAAGCUGAUGACUUGCCACCAAGAUUAUUAUCUUCAAAAAGUGGUGCAUAUAUCAACAAUUCUACUUUCAAUUUCGAUCCUGAGUUGCACAUUAUUUGUGUACAUCUACUUCAGAGAACCAUCAGACUUUUAUGGAAAAUGUAUUAUAUCUUUAGUAUUAUCACAAAUUCUGACUUACACACUUCUUCCGAUCGUAAGGUUCGCCUCGAAUGAUAGUUUAUCAAUUAUAAGUCAUGAAUUGCUGGAUGUAGUUUUUUCACUUUUUGCAAUGAGUCUUAUGCUUGUUUUAUUGUGGAUUACAGCUAUGAUUGUUCAUUUAUUUUUCACAUUAAGCUUUAAAACCCAACUUCACACUUGGACUGCAUUUUCAACUUAUUCUAUUUUUGUGUGGACUUUUGCAGCAUUUUCGGCAAUAGUGUUCUAUUUUGAUCUGCAUUCUGAUGGUUCUGAACGUGAAUAUUUAAUAUUUUUGUAUACAAUUAUUGGUUUUGUCGACAUUUUUCUUCUUGUUGUAACUGGAUUGAAGAUUCUUUUAACAGCUCAAGAUCUUGCAAACUACAAAAAAUUUGAAAAUGGAACAAAGACAUUAUGGAUCAUCAUCAAAUUGUCAAUUAUAAUGCUGACGACAUGGCCUUUUGAGAGUUUCCUAUGGAGAGAAGACUUUGAUGUUCCUACUGAAACAGUUGUGGAUUUUAUAAAUUUACUGACAGCUUUAACAAUUUCACUUAUGCUGAUGAGGAGUGACAAGAUUUUAUUAUUUGGAAAAUAUCAGCAAGUUGAUGACCUAAAAAAUGAUGUUCUUGAUUGA